AUGGCGCAAACAAGGAAGAACAGCUCCCUCCCCGCUGGCUAUGUCGAGGACAAGUCCAAGGGCCCUAUGCUCCGCUUCCAGAACUCUCUCCCCCGUCUGCCCGUCCCUACCCUCGAAGAGACGGCUGCCCGCUACUACCAGUCUCUGAAGCCCCUUCUCAGCCCCCAGGAGCUCGAGAACAGCAAGAAGGCCAUUGACGCCUUCAUUGCCCCCAAUGGCCCUGGUCGCAAGCUCCAGGAGCAGCUCGUCGCUCGUCGCGAGGACCCCAAGCACAAGAACUGGAUCUACGAGUGGUGGAACGAUGCGGCCUACCUCACUUACCGCGACCCCGUUGUCCCCUACGUCAGCUACUUCUACUCCCACCGCGAUGACCGCCGCCGCCGCGACCCCGCCAAGCGCGCCGCUGCCAUCACCACCGCCGCUCUCGAGUUCAAGAAGAUGGUCGACCAGGGCACUCUCGAGCCUGAGUACAUGAAGAAGCUCCCCAUCUGCAUGGAUUCUUACAAGUGGAUGUUCAACGCCAGCCGUGUUGCUGCCAAGCCCGCCGACUACCCCGUCAAGUUCAGCGCCGAUGAGCACAAGUACAUCCUUGCCAUCCGCAAGAACCAGUUCUACAAGAUCUACCACGAGGUUGGUGGCAAGCAGCUCAACACCGCUGAGCUCGAGCAGGCCUUCAAGCACGUCUACGAGCUUGCCGCUUCGCGCGCCCCCGCCGUUGGUGCCCUCACCUCCGAGAACCGCGACGUCUGGACCGACGCCCGCGCUACUCUCCUCUCCGCCGACCCCAAGAACGCCAAGGCUCUCGAGGCCAUUGAGGCUUCUUCCUUCGUCGUCUGCCUUGAUGAUGCCGCCCCCGUCACCCUCGAGGAGCGCGCUCACCAGUACUGGCACGGUGACGGCCAAAACCGCUGGUAUGACAAGCCUCUCCAGUUCAUCGUCAACGACAACGGCACUGCCGGUUUCAUGGGCGAGCACAGCAUGAUGGACGGCACUCCCACCCACCGCCUCAACGACUUCGUCAACGACGUCAUCUUCAACAACAAGCUCGACUUCUCUGACCCCUCGGUUCGCUCCAACCUGCCCGAGCCCGAGGCCGUCAAGUUCACCGUCACCAAGGAGGUCCAGGCCGAGAUCGACCGCGCCGUCACCGACUUCACCAACGUCAUCGGCCAGCACCAGCUCGCCGUGCAGGCCUACCAGGGCUACGGCAAGGGCCUGAUCAAGAAGUUCAAGUGCUCUCCCGAUGCCUUCGUGCAGAUGAUCAUCCAGCUCGCCUACUACAAGAUGUACGGCAAGAACCGCCCUACCUACGAGUCGGCCGCCACCCGCCGCUUCCAGCAGGGCCGUACCGAGACGUGCCGCUCCGUCAGCGAGGCCAGCGUGGCUUUCUGCAAGGCCGCCAACGAUGCCUCCGUUAACGACAAGACCAAGGUCGAGCUCUUCCGCAAGGCCAUCGACUCCCACCUCGAGUACAUCUCUGCCGCUUCCGACGGCAAGGGCGUCGACCGUCACCUUUUCGGCCUCAAGCGCCUUCUCGAGCCCGGCCAGGAGGUCCCUGCCCUCUACCAGGACCCCGCCUACAGCUACUCCAGCUCGUGGUACCUGUCUACUUCCCAGCUGUCUUCCGAGUUCUUCAACGGAUACGGAUGGAGCCAGGUUAUUGACCAGGGAUUCGGUAUUGCUUACAUGAUUAACGAGAACAGCCUCAACUUCAACAUCGUCUCCAAGGGCCUCGGCUCCGAUAGGAUGAGCUACUACCUCAACGAGGCCGCCAACGACCUCCGCGAUCUCCUCACCCCUACUCUCGAGGCUCCCAAGGCCAAGAUCUAA
Sordaria macrospora k-hell is the source of this 1830-nucleotide messenger RNA. RefSeq lists its product as uncharacterized. The record is from RefSeq and is a predicted model, not a curated record. NCBI's taxonomy places the organism in Eukaryota, Fungi, Ascomycota, Sordariomycetes, Sordariales, Sordariaceae. Gene Ontology annotation, biological process: carnitine metabolic process. Gene Ontology annotation, cellular component: peroxisome; mitochondrion. Gene Ontology annotation, molecular function: carnitine O-acetyltransferase activity.